AUCAGAGAGCAGCAAAGCAGCGCUGAGUUCAUCUAUUGGACCAAACUCCUGUCAAUCACGACAGACAAGCCCUGUGAAGCAGCUGUGAGCAGCACAGGCUGGCUGCAGCACAGAGAGAGAUGUGAAGAAUCAUUUGCCAAUGCCACUGAAUCGGUGUUUGGACAGGCCAGGUGAUGAAUAGCCAGAGAACCUCCCCUGCAGUCCAAGCCCAGUCCCUCCGUCUGGGGGCUUGAGUGAUUACCAUGGCACCCAUCAUGGAGGGCACCCACACCGUGCUGCUCCUAUAUGCACCCAUCCGUGAGCUAAGCACCAUCAGCCUGUAUUUCCCCAAGAGGCGGGCCCCAGGCUUCAAGUACAAGAGCCGCGCCCCUCAUUCAGGAAGGGCCGGUAAUGACCAUGACCGGGGAAAGGAGGAUCUCGCGGCGUCCGAACAAAGAGGCCAGUCUUCCGGCUCCUCAGGCGAACUCCUCAUCUCCCAGCAGGCAACAAAGGAGGCAGUUGCAGAGCUCUGCUGGCUGGCGGCGGAGCACCACCAGUUGCUGGCGGACCUCUUAUCGCUGUGUAGGGAUUGCUCCGUCAAAGUCAGGAUGGGUAACCAGGAUGGGAAACUCCAGGAUUACAUGGAGGGUCAGGAGGUUCACCUUGGAGGUCAGGUUCUCAGCAGCAGCAGCAACAACUGUUCUCUCACUGUGUCUCCAGAGCAGAAGAGAGCCGCAUCCAAGAGCAAAAAGCUGAAGAAGUCGGGAGGCAAGAAGCUCGACAGCGCCGAGGAUUUCCUGCACAGCAAAAUGAGGAAGAAGGUUACGAGUGGAUCUACUCAGCAUCCUGCUCGCAAAAAUGCAUCGUCAUCUUCAGCCUCAGUAAUGCAACAGAUCCCAGGUACCCCGGCCUCUGGCCAUGUCACCGACAGCCCAGUCACCGGCUCCUAUGUCAGUGCGGUCAGUAAUCCCAUCCUGCCCAUGGAAGAACCCUUCCGUGAAGGUUGGGACUUCAUGGAGGACAACCGGACAUUUGACCCCGACAGUGAUUUCUGCUUCUCCGAGUACGACGGUGAGCUGGGUUAUGAGUCGUCAUUCUGCAGCCUGAUGGAGGGUCUGACCCGACGGGAAAGCGGCAGCAACCUUCGACCGGUCAAGAGGUCUGAUUCCUUGGUUGAGACAUUAUCUGGGAACGCGUCAACGGUCAAAUCCGCUCAACAGCUGUAUGGUGAAGUCAGCCGGAGUAACACAGGGGUCAGGGUGGUGGCCAAAGUGCAGGAUGUGGAAGGGAGAGUGCAACAUGUCAACCAUGCAAGCCAGGAUAGGGCCGGGAUGCAUCCUGGGACUAGCAGCUGCCAGCAAGGGUAUGGAGAGUGGAAAGGACCAAAGACAGGUAACAAGCUUUCGGAGGGGCUCCGGUUGCCCCUAUCCCACACCUCCACACCUUACCCCCCCGCCAAACCCCACACAAAGAGCCCUUCUUCACCAUCCCUCGCCGGGGUCUUCAACACAUCCUUCCCCGCCUCCAACAGUCUCCAGAGCAUGUCCCCAAUCCUGUCCCCUCUGUCCUCCAAGCAGGCAAGCCCACAGCUCAACCACCGCAUUGUUCUGCUCUCAGAUAAGGACGUAGACAACGAGCGAGACAGCUCCAGCAACACGGACGAGCCCAAGAUCUUCACCGAGGUCAUCGACAAGAACGGCAACAAGCGGACCGUCACCCGUCUGGAUCUGAACCUCAGCAGGCGGCCCAGCAGCUGCAAGUGGAACUCCUCCAGCAACUCCACAACAACAGUGGCAUUUGCUGUUGCUGGAUUUCAAAGAAUAGAACAAGAAAGAGAUGCCUUGAGAGAGAUUCAAGUGUGUGUCAGCAAUUACUCUGCAGGAUUGUAACUGACAAACAUUUUCUUUUACUUUGUCACCCAGGCUGUUAUCUAAUAACCUUGCUACUCUAUUAAAUAAGCAUUGCU
Molecule: messenger RNA, 1945 nt
Organism: Sebastes umbrosus (honeycomb rockfish)
Lineage: Eukaryota; Metazoa; Chordata; Actinopteri; Perciformes; Sebastidae
Product: formin-1-like
Exons: 3
Coding region: 243-1868 (541 amino acids)
Source: RefSeq, a predicted model, not a curated record